This is a messenger RNA of Penaeus vannamei (Pacific white shrimp), 396 nucleotides long. NCBI's taxonomy places the organism in Eukaryota, Metazoa, Arthropoda, Malacostraca, Decapoda, Penaeidae. The record is from RefSeq and is a predicted model, not a curated record.
GUGACGAUGUUAUGGAUCAUCGUCAGUGUUCAAUAUGAAGUCGCCACAGAUUACAUAACUAACACCGUCGAUGCCCUUCGUUACCAAGACCCCCUAAUAGGCCAAAUAGUGACCAAUGGCUGGCUGGCUGUGGACACGUUCCUCUUCCUGGGGGGUCUUCUCGUCACCUACCGCCUCCUGCCCUUCGCCGUGCCCUCCAGACCUAUGCGGGCGGGGCAGAUGUUCGCCCUCUAUGCUAAGAACUUCGUCAGGAGGUUUUUUAGAUUAUCCCCAGUUCUUCCCUUCUUCUCCGCGACUCUUCUGCGCUUCUUCGCCGCGGGCCCAAGAGCGGAUGUUCUGACGUCCUUCAAGAGCGGACCGCUUGACGCACUGGUGGAAGGAUCCGCUCUUCGGUAA